Molecule: messenger RNA, 2265 nt
Organism: Solenopsis invicta (red fire ant)
Lineage: Eukaryota; Metazoa; Arthropoda; Insecta; Hymenoptera; Formicidae
Exons: 9
Coding region: 697-1863 (388 amino acids)
Source: RefSeq, a predicted model, not a curated record
UUUUAAUAAAAAUGACACUAUCAUGAUAAGAAUAUGACUUUUCGUGAUACCGAACAUUUUGCAGCGUGUGCGCACUAUUUUUGCGCAGCUCUUGGGUGCGUUCUUGUAUCUCUCUCACUCCAGCACAGCGGCGCGGCGGGCGGCGGGUCCACGUGGGUCAUUAUAACGCAGCUCUGCGCGCUACAUCUGGCUAUUAUACAUCAGUUCACGUUGUGUCCUAUUACAGUAGUGUAUCGAAGUUACAAUUUCGUGUUGGGAAAAAUUAAAAUAUUGUUUCAAGGACAAAGCUUUUGUUUGCUAUUCAUAACGUUUAUGGGCAUUUGCAAUUUAAAAUAUUCUGAGGACAGUCGAAGUAAAGAAAAGAACACUGUAUCAUCGUGAUUGCAGAGUAUUCGAAUGGAUAUUAUAUCAUGAAACCGCCGCUGCAGAAUUUUUGCAAGAAAAAAGUUCUUCGAAGAUAUAAGAUCAAAGCAGAAAAUCGCAUUUAUCAGGCUUUUAUCCGUUCAAAAGCAGAAAAUAUUGUGCACCAAGACCUUCAACUCUGUAUAGAUCAGGAACUUGAAUUUUGCCGUGGUAAGAUUUAGAGGAGGAGAAGAGUCUGUAGAAGUAGUAUCCACGUCAUGGAUUUGUGAGGAUAAAGGAUCAUGUAAAUGGCCACCCAAGAAUUUAAAUAAUGACAAGAUUACGAGACUUAUCAUGAGUUUAUCAAAGCCAACCCCUGAAUUUGACAUAUAUCUAGUGACAGUAAUGCAUGAGUAUGAUAAAUACCAAAAUGCUCGUAAAGCAUCAAAGGUAGCUGAAGAUUUCAGUGAUCUUGAUACUGCAGCAGGAGAAACUGACUUGGAAGGACCUAGAAAAAAACGAAAGACCAAAUAUUUGUACGAUUCAGAGGAAUCUUAUGAUGAAUCUCCACAGAUAAAGAAGAAAAGAACCAACAAAACUAAACAUGUUAGCAGUGAUGAAGAGAAUGAAAUAUUAAACUCCGAGAAAAUGAAAAAGUCAGUUAGAGUUCUUCUAAACGACACAAAAUAUAACCCAAAAGGAAACCUCGAAAAAUCCUCUUGCCACACGAAAGCCUCCACAAGUAAAACAAGUUCCUUUACAUCAUUCAGUGAACGUGACAAUAUGUCAUCGAUAGGUACUGAUGUCACACAAACCAUCUUUCAUUUGUCUGGGAAUGAAUGUAGUACUGUAAAAUUUGGAACGGAAAAUACAUUGCAUGAUAAUUCAAAUAUUGUUGACUUACUUUCUGUAAAUGAGAAAAAUGUGGGUGUAAGUAAGAAAGAAUCUUCCAAUAGAACGUCGUUGAGAACAUUGCAAGAUGUUGACAGCGGUAUUUCUGAUAAAACAUGUCCAACAAUUGAUUGUAACAAGUGUGAAAUAUUACUCAAAACUAUAAUAGAGCAGAUUGAGGAAAUAAAUGGAAAAUUUGAUUAUGUAUGCAUGUCCCUUGCAAGAGUGCAUAGAAAAUUAACACCUGAAGAUUCAGUGUCCAUUAAGCCAAAAGAUUUGCCUAUAUUGCCUCUUAAGGAUGAAGAGGCCUUUUAUGCUUUUGACAACUUCCUUAAAAAUGACGACAAUUUUCUUUCAACAGUUGAUUAUUUUGUUGUCUUGAUGCCAACGGGAAAAAAUGAGGAGGUACCUAUAGGAAAUUUGCUAUCAAAAAUAUUCUCCAAUUCAUUGGCUAGAAUUAUUAAUUAUUCAGGUUCAGGAUCAGUGAAAAUAAAACUACAAGGCACAAACAUUCUUACAGUAAUUGAAUGUGCUGUUGUGAAAAAAUUCCCAACAUAUAAUGUAACAGAGUUACAUUCCAAAAUUUUACGUUGGUUUUCUACAAGCAACCAGAGAAAAAUUAACACUUAGAUAUAUUCCAUUAACUAUAUGAAUAUUUAGUUCCUUUCUCAACUACUUACAGAGCAGUAGUUUGGGUUUGUUUUUUUAAUAAGAAAUGUUUACUUUUAUAUAAUAUUUUUUUUGUUAACUACUCAGAGCAGUUUCCAUUAUUUUUGUUUUUUUAAUAAUAAGAUAUGUUUACGUUAAAGUAUUGAUAUUAUAUGAAAUAUUCUUAUAAAAUAUGUUUAUUUUUUGCUAUUGUAGUAACUUCUUUAAUACUUUCUACAUUUAAGAAAUAGGUAAAAUGUUAUUUAAUGUUUUAUUGUGUUUAAAAGAUAAGAGAAUAUAAUAAUUCUAUAUAUUAUAUAAAAAUAUAUUAUUAAUCUCACACGUUUCUAAAUUAAAUAAAAGACUGCAUUUUUGAAAUAAUAA